AUGGUAGGCGGAAACGGCGGUGGAAGAGGAGGAGCAUCGGCGGAUCUUCACUCGGCUGCGAGAUCCGGUGAUUUGGCGGCAGUUCAAUCUAUUAUCAGCUCUAAUACUUUGGCUGUCAAUUCUAGGGAUAAGCAUUCUCGGACUCCGCUACAUUUGGCAGCAUGGGCAGGGCAAAACGAGGUCGUGAGCUACUUGUGCAAAAACAAAGCCGAUGUUGGCGCUGCAGCAGUAGAUGAUAUGGGUGCGAUUCACUUUGCUUGCCAAAAGGGGCAUUUGGAAGUUGUGAGAACUCUAGUAUCCUUCGGGGUUUCUGUGAAAUCCGUCACUCGCAAGGGACUCACGCCUCUUCACUACGCUGCUCAAGGUUCUCACGUUGACCUCGUCAAGUACUUGGUUAAGAAAGGAGCGAAUGUCAGAGCCACAACAAAGGCUGGCAAGAAUCCUGCAGAUGUUGCGGGUAACGCUGAAACCCAGAACUUCCUUGAAGAAUGCGAAGAGCAAGCGAAGAAAGAUAAGGUGAACAGUCAGAGAAAAACUGAAGAAGUGAAACCAGAGAGUUGUGAUGUUGAAGGAGACAACAAGGAUUUGAAAAGAAAGGGUACUGAGGAUGGCAACGAGGAGGAGGAGAAAAAAGAAGCUUCUUCUAAAGCGAAAAAGCCUAAAGUUGUUCUCCCUCAUCUUCAGGACGCUGAUGACACAGAAGCUGAUCAAGAAGAAGAAGAAGAAACUGAGGAACCAAACAACGUACCCUCGACUAAUCCAUCAGAAGUAUCUACUUGA
Thlaspi arvense is the source of this 780-nucleotide messenger RNA. NCBI's taxonomy places the organism in Eukaryota, Viridiplantae, Streptophyta, Magnoliopsida, Brassicales, Brassicaceae. The record is from the annotation of a GenBank genome assembly.